Myripristis murdjan (pinecone soldierfish) is the source of this 3818-nucleotide messenger RNA. It is a transcript of the gene nab2, whose product is annotated as NGFI-A binding protein 2 (EGR1 binding protein 2). Gene Ontology annotation, molecular function: transcription coregulator activity; transcription factor binding. The transcript is spliced from 7 exons. The coding region runs from base 375 to 1877 and encodes 500 amino acids. Lineage: Eukaryota; Metazoa; Chordata; Actinopteri; Holocentriformes; Holocentridae. Gene Ontology annotation, biological process: negative regulation of DNA-templated transcription. The record is from RefSeq and is a predicted model, not a curated record. Gene Ontology annotation, cellular component: nucleus.
UUACUACGCCGAUCUUAGUUUGGAAAGCGAUCGGUAAUAGGUAACAGGGCAAGAAACGCAGAAGAUAAUUACGAUGUCUCUUUAAUCAUUGUAAUUUUCCCCUCUUAACAUCUGGCUCAAGAACAGCCCGUCAUCCCUCCGUCGAUGGCACUAUUUGAACUGGAGCCAAGUGACCAAAUACUUAUAUUACAGGCUACUAAAAAAUCCGCCUAAUUUAGUAUCGCCGAUCACGUCGAAUAUUUGUUGUGUUUUGUGUUUUUUGUUCGUGAUUAUCAGUCUCACUCGUGGAUUACAAACCAGCGAAAUCGGUUGAUACCCUUGCGUACACGGAGUCUCCUCUUCUCCGUCUGUCUGACUUGAAGAAGGGCUGUGCCAUGUCUUUGCCGCGCACUCUUGGGGAGCUGCAGCUCUAUCGGGUGCUGCAGAGGGCCAACCUGCUGGCCUAUUAUGAUACCUUCAUCCAGCAGGGUGGUGACGAUGUACAGCAGCUCUGUGAAGCAGCGGAGGAGGAAUUUCUGGAGAUCAUGGCACUAGUUGGCAUGGCCACCAAGCCACUGCAUGUGCGUAGGCUGCAAAAGGCCCUCCGUGACUGGGCAGCCAACCCUGCACUUUUUAACCAGCCAGUCUCCGUGCCUCUUGGGGGCAUCCCGCUGUUUAAAGUUGAUGGGACAGGCACAAGCGGAUCAGCAGGAGGGCCCAGGAAAUCUGUGAGCAAUGGCCAGCCAGGCUCGCCAUGUGAAAGAGAAGAUAGGGCAUGUCUCACCCCAAUGCACAGUGGGAGUCCCAGAAGCCCGUGUUCGCAGGCCUCCCCGCAGCCCCCAGACACACACUACAGGGACAAACUAUCACCGAUGGAUCCCCACUGGCUCAGCCCCGAGCCAGAGGGGAACUGCACCUUGGCCCCUGCACCUGCAGUAGAGGAGGAGCCACCCAGCCCACCCCUGCUCUCAGCAUGUCCCCCAGGCCCCUCCACAUCCCCAAGCUCCUCCUCUUCUUUUACUCCAGGGGCCCUGUCGGCCUGGCCCGGGGGGCAGCUGGAUGGGGAGACGGCUCGGGCGGUUGGGGAGAGCGUGGAGCGGCUCCUGAGGACCCUGCCCAGGUCAGAUCCUGGGGAGGUGAAGACCCUGCUGAGGAUGAACAAGAAGAUGGCUAAGACGGUGGGCCACAUCUUCAAAAUGGGGUCCCAGGAUGUCAACAAGGAAGAAGAGAUCAGAAAGUACAGUCUCAUUUAUGGACGCUUUGACUCCAAGCGGAGAGAAGGCAAGCAGCUCACACACCACGAGUUAAUCAUCAAUGAAGCCGCUGCCCAGUUCUGCAUGCGUGACAAUGCCCUUUUGCUGAGACGGGUGGAGCUCUUUUCUUUGGCUCGGCAGGUGGCAAGAAAAUGUGCCUACACCUCCACACUAAAGCAUGCUAGGCAAGACAGAACAAGUGCAGACGACAACAACAUGAUUUCCCAAAAGAGGAUGAGACAUGAGGUAAUUGUGCCUGAGAGUGUGUCCUCACUCCUCGGAGUGGAGGGGUCAGAGGGCUUGACCCAGAGGGCAGACGACGACAGCCUAUCCACAGAAAGCCUGGAUAGUGUAUCACAAGACAUAGGCUCACAGUGCAACCAAUCUCCAUCCCCCCGCCCCCCCACCGACACCACCAACCCUGCCAACUGGAGUCGCCAUCUCAUACAGCAAACGCUCAUGGAUGAGGGGCUGCGAUUGGCUAGGAUGGUGUCACAUGAUCGGGCUGGCAAGCUCAGCCUAGGGUCAGAAGGAGCUCAUUCCACAGACUUCGAGAGCAAAGCGGAGAGGAGGGGCUCGAUAGCAGCAUGCAGGAGUAGUAGCCCUGGCAUCACCAAAGAUGACUCCAACCACAGGGGGAAAUGAAAACGCUCAGGGCUAACACAGAACUUGUGCUCAGACCUGCCGCUGAACUUCACUCAGUCUCCGCUACAGGGUGCAGCUCAGCAGGUUUUCCACAUGUACUUACAUCACUGACGUCAUGAGCGCCUGAUGGGGAGAUGGCCACCAUCAGCAUCACAAUCAAUACAGUAAAUGUCUGAAGUUAUCGGCGAUUGACAUCACACACGUGCUUAAGGCAGUGACCUCCAAAGCUGAAGCUGUGUAACAAGUCUAAAAUGCUCUGUGUUACCUCUGUAUACAUAACAGACACAUUUUUUUAAUACACAUUGGCUAUAUGGACUAUCAAUUUGGGGGAAUGAAUAACAGGGGACAAGAUUUGAGUCAAUAUUGGCCUAUAUGAAAUUGAUUUGUUAGGAAAAGUUUUUGUAUAAGGACAUUUAAAAGAAACUACUUGUGUCACAGCAUUUCAUGAAAAUAAUCUUAUUUAUUGUGUACAGUGGAAUAUUGUGGGAGUUUGAUCUGCUUCAAAUUAAAUGGGCUCCACACAGCAGGGGGCGCCAUAAGUAAGGGGCACUACAACUUUGGAAAUGCGCCCCCAUGCAUUCUCACUUGCCCCAGAGUGAAUAACAUAUUUCUGUAAAGUAAAUUUGGAUCAUGAAGGACAUAUUUAUCAACACUUUCAAAAUGUCCAAGCAUGAUAACACAUCUUUACAGACAAUCACCCUCAGGAAAUGGUUGCUAUUGGUGAUGGUUUUUGACUGAAAAUGUGGUAAAGUCAGACUUUAAAGACAUGAAAAUAGCGCAGGACUUGAACAUAUAUCCUCUAACAUUCAAACUAUAGUCUGUAGAUGAAGUAGGACCAAAAGUAGAGUGUUUAUGGUAUAGGCUGAUUUAGAUUUGCUUGUGCUGAAGUAUACAUCAUCAUAGUCUGAUCCUUAACUGCAUCAGUUCCCACCAUGCGUUCGACUGGAACAGGCAGGCCAAAGUGUGCAACAUGUGAAGCCAUGGGUCUGGUUCAUCCUCUAUCUUUCUAUAAUAAUAUUUAAUUUAUUUUAUUUUUUAUUUUUUUAAACAAAUGGCAGACUUUUGUUUGGCAUUUUUUGCUUUUAUUGAGACAUUUUGAUACAUUUCUAUACCGAUUAAACACAAACUCUAUACUUAUUGUACUCAAAACACCUUUGCUAAACUUGGUGGUGUGUUAUUUAUGGCGUUAUAAUAAUGUGACACUGUAUUGAUCCCCCACUGGGAAGUUCUCCUUCCACUUGCCUCCCCCCCCUUCCGCAGGGAAAUCAGGUUGCAGGCUCAGGCACGGAGCAGCACCCCAGGACCUGGAAAGGGUUCGGUGUCUCGCUCCAGGACAUUUAAGCAGGCUGGAUGCUUUCUGAUUCAGGCGCAAGAGCUCAGGUCAAAUGGUUGAAAAGUGCUCUCCCUGCUCUCUGCACAUACCCGUAAACAUUGUGCCCUGGCAGAACUGCAUUGAUCCAUAAUGUAACUUCUGUGCAAAAUAGUGCAAACUUAUGGCAGUGUACAAUACAGUUAGCCGUAGACUUUGAUAUUAACUUCUACCAAGGUGAGUGUGAUGUGAACCCCCAUUUCAGAAACAAUGGUUUUGUGCUUAGAGUUUUUUUUCUCCCACAGGGCCAUUCAUCUCUCUUUACCUUUCAGGCUUGACAAACAAAAGAAAGGAACAGAACCACAUGCUUUAGCUGCUCGUGGUUUUCAGCAAGAGAUCUCAUGGUGCUUUAUUUUUUGAUAAACAAAUGACACCAACCUAUCUGGUCCUCAUGUAAGGAAUCAUUUCUAAUGUGUUUGGACUAAAUGACUACACGGCUCAUAUUGGUAAUAUGAUUUUUUUUAAAGUCUGUGUAUUUCAGGAUUAAUUACACAUUAUGACAAUGAGGUAGCUUGCAGUGCAUCAGUUUCACCGGCCUGUCUCUUGAGCGUUAGAUAACCUCCUCCGUUUAU